Megalops cyprinoides (Indo-Pacific tarpon) is the source of this 2581-nucleotide messenger RNA. RefSeq names its product growth arrest-specific 2 like 3 (gene gas2l3). Gene Ontology annotation, molecular function: actin filament binding; cytoskeletal adaptor activity; microtubule binding. The coding region runs from base 97 to 1950 and encodes 617 amino acids. The record is from RefSeq and is a predicted model, not a curated record. NCBI's taxonomy places the organism in Eukaryota, Metazoa, Chordata, Actinopteri, Elopiformes, Megalopidae. Gene Ontology annotation, biological process: actin crosslink formation. The transcript has 6 exons. Gene Ontology annotation, cellular component: actin filament.
GAGCUCAACAAUGGCGUGAAGCUGUGCCAGUUGGUGGGUGUGCUUCAGAGAAAAGUGGCCCAGAGCUGUCACUCAGACCAUUGGGAGUGUUUCCCCAUGCAGAGAGUAACCUGCAAAAAAGACGCCUCCCCCGGCUCCUUCUUUGCCCGUGACAACACCGCCAACUUCCUGCGCUGGUGCCGGCACUUGGGCGUGGAUGAGACCUACCUGUUUGAGUCGGAGGGUUUGGUGUUACACAAGGAACCCAGGCAAGUGUGCCUUUGCCUGCUUGAGAUUGGGAGGGUUGUGUCCAAGUUUGGGGUGGAACCUCCUGCUCUGGUGAAGCUGGAGAAGGAGAUUGAGCUGGAGGAGACCCUCCUGUUGAACAGCAGCCCCGCCCCAGCUGUGAAGACCUUCACUGUAUGCUGUCAACAUGGAGGCCUUUACCAGGCGGUGCAGGACAUGGCACAGGACCCUCCCUGUAACUGUGCUAACAGGCUCUCCAUAGAGUAUCUUUCAGAGGGACGCUACAGACUGGGAGACAAGAUCCUCUUCAUCAGGAUGCUGCACGGGAAGCAUGUGAUGGUGCGUGUUGGGGGUGGCUGGGACACGCUCCAGGGCUUCCUCUUGAAGUACGACCCUGGCCGCGUACUGCAGUUCACAACCCUGGAACAGAAAAUCCUGGCCUUCCAGAAGGGUCCGCAAGGGCCUGCCCUGGGCAUCCCCCCCGCCCCCGGCCGGACCCCCCACCCCCCAGCCAUGGAUCCUCUGUCAGCCGUCGAAUUAUCAGCCGCCUCAUCCAAACCCACCACCCCCUUGCCCGCCCCCGUGCAGACUGCCCCUCGAGGGCAUGGCCCCUCCUCUGCCACCACCCCGUCCCUGCCCAGAAGCAAUGCCGUGCCCAAAAAAGCCCUGCAGCUGAAUUCUCAGUCCACCGUGGCCCCAAAAAAGGUCCUCCAGAUGCCCCCUCGACCAAACACCUCACAGAGUGCUUCUGCCAAGAAGCCUCAGCCUCAGUCCCGGCCCCAGGGCCCCCCAGAUCUUACCAAGACAGGUGGGACCCAGCGGAGGCCCCUGACGAGCCCUCCUGCCCCGUCCAAGGUCACAGCCUCUUCUCGAGGGACUCAGCCUCAGACUCGAAGCCCUGUUUCCUCUGAACCCUCCUGUAAAUACCCCAAAUCCUCUGCCGCCCCCAGGGCACAGCUCUCCUCCGCCAGCCGCCGCCCACCGCUGUCCGCCCCUGCGAGGGUAGCCUCUUCGUCCUCCUCCUCCUCCUCCUCCUCUGCUUCCUCUCAGAGGGUGGCGCAGAAGGGGAGCAGGCAAGACAGGCAGGCCGCCGCCCCUCUCCGCACCCGGGUCUCCCAGAGGCGCGCCGGGUCACCUGCCUCGCGGCUUAAGCUGGACACCCAGGGAGCCCGAGGUUUGCGCCCCACCCCCCAAGUGCCUGCCGCGGUUGGGGCGUCUGCACCCAGGGUGCGGGGUACAGCCACCGCAGGCGGGGCUGGACCUUCUGCCCGCACCAGAGUGCAGACCCCUUCCUUGCGGACUCAGACUCAGACGCCCCUGCCCAAAUCCUCUGCCCUCCUCAGGAGCAAGGAUGUGCCAGCCAAAACUCAACCCCCUGCCAGAGCUGUUCCAAAAACUGCCAAAACCUCACGGAACCUGCCUGGACCAGCUCCAGGGGCCCCCUGCUGCCCUCCACGCGCUGUCAAGGGGAGCCAGAGGACAGCUCCUGCCCCGCAAAGGGUAGAACAAAGACAACCACCUCCAUCCUGCUCUUCAGCUCCUGGGAGAGGCAUGCAGAAAUCAGCCAGGGCCCCUGGCCCAGCUGUCAAAAAGCCCCCCUCCAACAUAAAGGCCCCAGCCCCCGCAAACAAGAGCUUGCCUCGCUCCAAGAAAAACCCAGAGCUGACAAAAAAGCACGAGGACCCUUAUUUUGAAAUGAACAGCAAAAAGAAGCAGAAGAGCUGAGCUUGCUGUGGGCAGUCAAAAAAGUAUGAUGUCAUGAGGGUCUGUAAGGUCGGCGGCCAAAGAAUACAGUGUCCUCACAAAGACGCAAAAUCCUGUUUAGUGAGACUCACUGCACACAUUUAACUGGUGUCCCAAACAGAUUAUCUACUGACCAGCAGUGCGAUGGGCAGAAUGGAAAAUGAUACCCUUCCAGGUAUAAAUGAAGCACUUGACCUACACUGAAAUGCAUCAUACUUCAGUGAUUUCCAGAAUUAUAUCCUUGCCCAGUACUAUUUCCAUGGUACCUAAGUGCUGUACCCCACUAAAGGGGUCUUUGUUUUGUGUGUUAUGUACUUUUUUAUGUUUUAAUUUAACAAUGAAUUUGAGUUUUAUUUAAAAGCUAUUUUUAAAAGGUCAGUUUUUUUUUUAACACAAUUUGAGCGCGCAGUGAACAGUUGCCACCUACAGACCAUGAUACGUGAGGUGUCGCCUCCUUCAUUGUUAAUUCUGUUGGUCUCGAUAUGUUUGGUUUUCAUUGAAGAAUGGGGAUCAGUUAUGCUUUUGCAACCAAACAUUUUCAGUUUGCCCAUUGAUAAUAGUUUGGUAAAAUGAUUUCUGAAGGGGAGUCUCCAUACCUGUGGCUACAUUUGAC